AAACCCUUCCCCCUUUCCUUUCCUGCUUCUCUUAUCAUCUUCAUUCUCUUCAACACCUUGCAGCUGUAUUUUCAUUACUCCCUGUGGCUGUUUCAUUAUCGCUCUUAUAAUCGCAAUACAAAACACGAAUACAUCAUUCUCUGAUUUUGUUUACGUCUUCUUUCUUUUCUUCCUUGAUAGAGGUUUCGUUUCUAGGGUUUCUCAGAGAAGUAGAAGAAAAUGGCAGCAUCAACUGCUCAGAUUCAUGUUCUAGGAGGGUCUGCUGCUUUUUCUUCCACUUCGAAGCGUCAUAAUGGAAAUUCUCCGAGGACUGUGUUCCUCGGUCAGGGAAUAAAAGGCGGCGCGGCUCCCUCUCGUACGCUGAAGAUGAAGACAAAAUCCUCCAGCAAGGGCAACCCCAUGAGAAUUGUGGCAGAAAAGGUCGUGGGUAUAGAUCUGGGGACGACGAAUUCAGCUGUGGCGGCUAUGGAAGGAGGUAAACCGGUGAUUGUUACGAACUCCGAGGGGCAAAGGACUACUCCAUCGGUGGUGGCGUACACCAAGGUUGGGGAUCUUCUUGUUGGGCAGAUUGCGAAACGACAGGCUGUGGUUAAUUCCCAGAACACGUUCUUCUCUGUCAAGAGGUUCAUUGGGCGCAAGAUGUCGGAGGUUGAUGAGGAGGCCAAACAGGUCUCUUAUACUGUUGUGCGCGACGAGAAUGGAAAUGUGAAGCUCGAAUGUCCGGCGAUGGGCAAGCAGUUUGCUGCCGAGGAAAUUUCUGCUCAGGUUUUGAGGAAGCUGGUAGAUGAUGCUUCAAAGUUUUUGAAUGAUAAAGUUACAAAAGCUGUGGUGACAGUGCCUGCUUACUUUAAUGAUUCCCAGAGGACAGCAACUAAGGAUGCUGGUCGAAUAGCUGGUCUUGAGGUUCUAAGGAUCAUAAAUGAACCAACGGCUGCAUCAUUGGCAUAUGGUUUUGAAAAGAAGAGCAACGAAACAAUUUUAGUGUUUGACCUUGGAGGUGGUACCUUUGAUGUUUCAGUUCUUGAGGUUGGAGAUGGGGUGUUUGAAGUUCUUUCUACAUCGGGUGAUACUCAUCUUGGUGGGGAUGAUUUCGACAAGAGAAUUGUGGAUUGGAUGGCUGCUAAUUUUAAGAAGGAUGAAGGUAUAGAUUUAUUGAAGGACAAGCAAGCUCUUCAGCGUCUAACUGAGACAGCAGAGAAGGCGAAAAUGGAAUUAUCAUCUUUGACCCAGACAAACAUUAGUUUGCCUUUCAUCACAGCUACUGCUGAUGGACCCAAACACAUUGAAACUACUCUUACAAGAGCAAAGUUUGAAGAACUGUGCUCAGAUUUGCUUGACAGGUUAAAAAGACCUGUUGAAAACUCAUUGAGAGAUGCAAAGCUCUCGUUCAGUGAUCUGGAUGAAGUGAUAUUGGUUGGCGGAUCAACAAGGAUUCCUGCUGUUCAGGAACUAGUCAAGAGAUUGACUGGCAAGGAGCCUAAUGUCUCUGUAAAUCCUGAUGAAGUGGUGGCUCUAGGUGCUGCUGUUCAGGCUGGUGUUUUGUCUGGAGAUGUGAGCAAUAUUGUUCUUCUUGAUGUAAUACCUUUGUCCUUGGGUUUGGAAACACUUGGUGGUGUGAUGACUAAAAUCAUCCCAAGAAAUACAACUUUGCCCACAUCAAAGUCAGAGGUUUUCUCAACAGCAGCCGAUGGACAGACCAGUGUAGAGAUUAAUGUCCUCCAAGGUGAAAGAGAGUUUGUUAGGGACAACAAGUCUAUUGGAAGCUUCCGUCUGGAUGGAAUUCCCCCAGCUCCUCGUGGAGUUCCUCAAAUUGAAGUCAAAUUUGACAUUGAUGCAAAUGGUAUUCUCUCUGUUGCUGCAAUUGAUAAGGGCACAGGGAAGAAGCAAGAUAUUACCAUUACUGGUGCUAGCACAUUGCCAAAUGAUGAGGUAGAAAGAAUGGUGCAAGAAGCUGAAAAGUAUGCAAAGGAAGACAAGGAAAAGAGAGAUGCUAUAGACACAAAGAACCAAGCAGAUUCUGUGGUGUAUCAGACAGAAAAGCAGCUUAAAGAAUUAGGAGAGAAGGUUCCAGGUCCAGUGAAGGAGAAGGUGGAGGCAAAACUGUCUGAGUUGAAGGAUGCUAUAUCUGGCGGUUCUACACAGGGCAUGAAGGAUGCCAUUACUGCACUUAACCAGGAGGUAAUGCAGCUCGGCCAGUCCCUCUAUAACCAACCAGGAGCAGCAGCAUCACCAGGAGAUGGCCCGGGCCCCUCCGAGACAUCUAACAAGGGAGGACCAGAAGGUGAUGUGAUCGAUGCAGACUUCACCGACAACAACAAUUGAUUCAUCAAUUUAUGUGCAUACUAAUUCAUUUUUAGGAAGGAUUUUCAGAUGUUUGGAUGAUUAUUAUGCCUUUAUCUUUUCCUAGUUUUAUUCCUGCAAAACUAUUCCAUCAGGUUAUAUGCUCUACUUUUUGGUGCAGAAAUUCGGUUUGCCUAUAUUUGUGUAGGAGAUUUUGUUGUUUUAAGCAAAACUUUUAAUAAUGAUUACCUAUAUUUAUUU
Messenger RNA from Impatiens glandulifera, 2541 nucleotides. Its product is annotated as stromal 70 kDa heat shock-related protein, chloroplastic-like. Gene Ontology annotation, molecular function: heat shock protein binding; ATP-dependent protein folding chaperone; misfolded protein binding. Gene Ontology annotation, cellular component: chloroplast; cytoplasm. The record is from RefSeq and is a predicted model, not a curated record. Gene Ontology annotation, biological process: cellular response to unfolded protein; protein refolding. The transcript is spliced from 8 exons. Lineage: Eukaryota; Viridiplantae; Streptophyta; Magnoliopsida; Ericales; Balsaminaceae. The coding region runs from base 220 to 2322 and encodes 700 amino acids.